Molecule: messenger RNA, 4419 nt
Organism: Morchella importuna
Lineage: Eukaryota; Fungi; Ascomycota; Pezizomycetes; Pezizales; Morchellaceae
Exons: 6
Coding region: 1-4419 (1472 amino acids)
Cellular component (GO): nucleus; mRNA cleavage and polyadenylation specificity factor complex
Molecular function (GO): protein binding; nucleic acid binding
Source: RefSeq, a predicted model, not a curated record
AUGCCGGAAGUUUACACUGAACUGACCGCUCCCACGGCCGUCUCGCACUCGCUCACUAUCCACUUCACAUCUGCGACGGCCGAAAACCUGAUCGUCGCACGAACAUCGCUCCUCCAGAUAUUUUGCACGACAACACAUGAGACUGAACUCCCGUCUAGCAAUGGAACAUCUUCCUCCGACCCAGCUAACAAAGAGAAGGAGGGGGGAAUUGAUCGCCGCGCUCUUGACGCGGAUGAGGAAGGGACUUUCGCAGCAGACAUAGUCCUGCAGCGAUCGCAGGUCCAAACGGUUACGAAGCUUGUUCUGGUCGCGGAAUACAAUCUAUGCGGUUCGGUAACGGGAAUGCAACGGAUUAAGCUUCUCGUAUCGAAAUCGGGCGGAGAGGCAUUAUUAUUGUCGUUUAAAGAUGCGAAGCUCUCGCUGUUGGAGUGGGAUCCAUCGACAAACGCAGUUACGACAAUCAGUUUACAUUACUACGAAAGGGAGGAGUUCUGGCCAUCUGUGGUUCCAGAAGGAUUGUCGACAACCCUUGUGGCAGAUCCAGGGAGUCGCUGCGCGGCGCUCAAUUUUGCGGGGGACAUGAUCGCAAUCCUACCAUUUCGGCAACGGGAAGACGAAGAUUUAUCAUUAGGAAAUGUGGAUGGAGCUAGCCACGAUCUACACAUGGCCGAAGGUGAAGACGAUGAUUGGGAUCCUUCGGCCCCUGAGAAGAAACCCGAGGACGAGCUCGAUAGUGAGAUGGCCGGAACCACUGAUAAAACAAAAGAGGACGUCAUGGCAGCGAAGUUGGUCGCUGCGGAUAGACCCUAUCACCCAUCUUUUGUACUCCCAGUAUCUCGACUUGACGAUGCGAUUUCACAUGUUAUAUCUCUCACGUUUUUGCACGAAUAUCGCGGGCCUACGUUCGGAAUCCUUUACUCGCCUCGCCGGACAUGGGCUGGUCUACUGGCGGCAGAAGGGAGGAAGGAUACCAUUUCAUAUAUUGUCAUUACACUUGAUUUAGAGCAGCGAGCCUCCACUCCAAUUCUCAGUGUUUCGGGGCUCCCAUAUGAUAUCUUUAAGGUGGUUGCUUUGGCCCCACCAAUCGGAGGGAGCUUGCUGAUUGGAGGUAACGAAAUUAUCCACCUUGAUCAAGCUGGUAAGACAACUGGGGUAGCAGUAAACCCAUACACUAAGAGAAGUACCACUUUUGCCGGUCUUGCCGACCAAAGCGACCUAUGCCUGGAGCUAGAAGGAAGCUCAGUGGUUGAACUUGAGGGUGAAAAUGGUGACAUUUUGCUUAUUACGAAGAAGGGAGAGGCUGUUAUCAUUGAGUUCAAAACCGACGGCCGCAACGUCAGUGGCGUAAAAAUCAACCGCCUUGCAAACCACCCUACCUCUCUCGUUGGCGGCCGGGUUUCGACCCUCGUCGCACUUGGGUCCCGCCGCCUCUUUGUGGGGUGCACAGAAGGUGAUGCACGUCUCCUCAAGUGGAAGCGAAAAGGCGAGAAGAAAAAGCCUGGCGAAAGUCUAAAGGAAGAAGUUGCUGAGAACGAAGAUGAAGAAGAUGUAUACAAGAUGUUGGAGGACAUGGAUGACGACCUUUAUGGCGGUGGUGAUUCUUCUUAUAAAAAGACAGAGCGAAAGGAUGGUGGGGUAAAGCCGAUGGGAGAAUAUAUUUUCUCCACCCAUGACCGUCUUCUUAACCUUGGCCCCUUCCGUGAUAUCGUCCUAGGACGUCCCACGUUUACCCCGGAUUCUGUUUCGCGCCAGGUUGGUGUUACGCCCGAAUUAGAACUCGUUACUACUGCUGGUCCUAUCAAUACACCCGAAGACGCCGGAGUUAGUGUGUUGCGCAAAUCAAUCGCGCCGACUGUUGUAGGUAAACUCGAUUUCCCAACCUGCCAGGCGCUUUGGACCGUACGAGCUCGUUCGGGGAAGACGGCAGUCAAUUCUGCGUUAGCAGGCUUAACAAGCGGCGAAGAAGACCAAGGCGGGGCAGAGGAAGAAUUUGAUGGGUUCUUGUUCGUGAGCAAGAGCGAGGAGAGUCAGGUAUUCAGAGUUGGCGAUACAUUUGAAGAGGUCCGGGGCACAGAUUUUGAGAGCGAGGGAGAGACUCUUGAGGUUGGUGUUGUUGGUGGAGGAAUGAGAGUUGUUCAGGUUGUGAGUGAACAAGUUCGUGUUUAUGACUGUGACUUGCAGUUGGCACAAAUAAUACCCAUGUUCAAUGAAGAUACCGGAGAGGAGGGUCCAAACGUGGUGAGGGCGAGAGUUUAUGAUCCAUAUGUGCUUCUGGUUAGAAUUGAUGGCAGUGUAGUGAUCUACAGAGUCCAUAAAGGAAAUCUAGAACUUGUCGAAGAGGAGAGGGGCGAUAGACUGAAAUCGAGCAAGUACUCUUCGGGGUGUAUUUAUGCCGCUAAAAAAGGCGAACUUCAUCCAGCAGCUGCAGUAUCAGAAGAAAAUGAGGAGAAAAGGAAAGCCCAGGAGGAAGAAGAGGGGGAAACGGAAUAUGUGUUGUUCCUCAUCACUUUUGAGGGAUGCUUGCAGGUUUAUAGUCUUGCAAAUUUGGCCGAACCCAUAUUCGUAUCUGAAGGGUUCAGUUCUCUUCCCCCGUUAUUGAGAGCCGACGACACAAUUGAACCAACAUCACAUUCCCAUCGGGAGAAAAAUGUUAAAGAGAAUAUAGUUGAGAUAUUAGUUACCGACCUGGGAGACCAGGUCGCGAAGGAACCAUUCAUGAUUGUUCGAAGUGCGCGAGACGAUCUUACAUUCUACAAACCGUUUAUUUGUCCUGGCACUAGCGAGAGCAAACCCACUCUCCGAUUCGCAAAGUCUCCAAAUCCGCACCUUGCACUACCUAUCAAUCCCAUGAAACCCUCAUCAUCAAAAACUAUUUUCCGCCCCCUUGUCUCUAUUCAAAAUUUGGCAGGGUAUAGAUGCGUGUUUCUCCCCGGCGCAGACCCAUCCUUUGUAUUGAAGACAAGCAAGAGUAUACCGCACGUGCACCGCCUGGCUGGAAACGCAGUGCGGAGUCUAGCAGCGUUCCAUUCCUCAGGUGCGGAUAGAGGAUUUGUGUAUGUUGACAACUCCGGAAUAGUGCGUGUUUCACUCAUGCCAACUGAGUUUAACUUUGAUGGGAGUUGGGGUGCAAGAAAGGUUGCCGUGGGCGAUGUCGUGCAAGCGCUGAGCUAUUUCCCACCGAUGGGCGUAUAUGUCGUGAGCACUACACAGCUGGUACCGUUUGACCUGGCUGAGGACGAUGGGAGUGUCGCGAAGGACGAAACAACUUUACAACCGGAGGUGGAAAGCGGGGCGAUUAAAAUCUUGUCACCAUUAAACUGGAGUGUUGUUGACCAGUUUAAAUUUGCACAUAACGAAAUUGCGUUGGUAGUGAAGACGAUCGAGAUGGAAAUCUCGGAGCACACAAAGGAGCGAAAACAGCUUGUUGCUGUAGGCACGGGUAUAUUCAAGGGAGAAGACCAUUCCGCAAGAGGUGGGAUUUACGUCUUUGAGAUAAUUGAAGUUGUCCCAGAGCCCGGAAAGCCAGAGACGAACUGUAAGUUGAAGCUUGUGUGUCGUGAAGAAGUAAAGGGGACCGUAUCUGCUAUCUGUGGGGUCAAUGGAUAUCUUCUCGCCGCGCAGGGUCAAAAGAUAAUGGUACGAGGUUUAAAAGAAGACCAGUCUCUUCUCCCAGUGGCGUUCAUGGACAUGAGUAUGUAUGUCACUGUUGCAAAGAAUCUCGACGGCAUGAUCCUGUUUGGAGACUUCAUGAAGAGCAUCUGGUUUACUGGGUUCUCUGAGGAGCCGUAUAAGAUGACGUUGUUCGGAAAGGAUACGCAGACACUCGAAGUUGUUGCCGCCGACUUUUUGCCCGAUGGCAACAAGCUAUAUUUCGUAGUUGCCGAUGCGGACAGCAAUAUUCAUGUUUUGCAAUACGAUCCCGAGCAUCCUAAAUCUCUCGCAGGUCAACGUUUAAUCCGCCGUGCCGACUUCUUCGCCGGCCACGAAGUCAAGACCCUUACGAUGCUCCCACGGUCUCGUCCAAUCGCCUCAGAACCCGACCCAGAUGUAAUGGACACCGUCACAGACACUCCCGAAGAAUUCCUCGUCCUAGCAGGGACCCUUACCGGCUCUCUCGCAAUGAUCACCACGCUCCCAGAAACCAGCUACCGUCGCCUCAACAUCGUGCAAGGCCAAAUUGUAAGUGGGGAAGAGCACACCGCAGGGUUGAACCCCCGAGGGUAUAGGGCCGUCGUCAGUAGCGGAGCCGCGGGUGUCGGAGGUGACCUUCUGAGAGGGGUCUUGGAUGGCGCCCUAGUUUGUAGAUGGAUCGGCUUUGGGGAGGGUAGAAAAUCGGAGAUUGCGAGCAAAGCUGGAAACGACAUUCAGGGGAUCAGGGAGGAUCUGAAAGGGCUGGAGGGGGCGUUAUUAUAUUUGUAG